AUGGCAAGAAAUGAAAACAAUCAAUCCCAGAAUGAGGGUCCUGGUGCGCAGGCCCUUUGGGAAUCUAUCCAAGCACAAAACCGACAAAACCAGGAACGGUUUGAAGGGAUCGAGCGCAUGCUACAAGAGAUUCAAAGGUCUAUCACUAAUGUCCAUAUGGAGGGCAAUAGGGACCAAAACGAGAGAAGGCCUGGCGGGGGCAGAGGAUUUAGACCACCACAGCAAGACCAUGUGGGAGAUAACUCCUCCAGUGAGGAAGAACUCGAGAACUUGGUGGGAGGAGGAAAUCAAAGAACUCGUGACGGUAAUACCAACUUCAAGAUUAAAAUUGACUUACCGUGUUUUAACGGACAUCUCCAUGUCGAAAGUUUCCUUGAUUGGCUCCUAGAAGUAGAGAACUUCUUCGACUACAUGCAGAUACCAGAGGUUCAACAAGUGAAAUUGGUGGCCUAUAAGCUACGCGGUGGAGCGUCUGCUUGGUGGGAACAAACACAGAAUAACCGAAGGCGCCAGGGUAAACAACCCGUCCGCGUGUGGCCUAAAAUGAAGAGAUUGAUGAGAGCACGAUUCCUUCCGCCAGACUAUGAGCAACUUCUCUAUCAGCAAUACCAAAAUUGCCGACAAGGUGCUAGGACCAUCAAUGAGUACACUGAGGAGUUUUAUCGCCUGAACUCUCGGAACAACCUUGCGGAAACUGAGGGGCAGCAAGUGGCAAGGUACAUUGGUGGGUUACGCGUUGCCAUACAGGAUAAAGUUACACUGCACGCUGUAUGGACACUAUCGGAAGCAGUCAACUUAGCCAUGAAGAUUGAAUCACAGCUUUCCCGUCCCCCUACCAGAGCACCGAAUCUCACACCAUCAACUAAAGGGGCUGAGCCGCCAACUCAGUCGAAUCCACCACACUUUCCUUCAUCCAGCCGUGACCAGCGGACACAAAAUAACUACCAGGUUCCUAAGGCCAACACUAUCCCGACUGGGACGAGAGGAGGCACCAGUCAAAAUCCAUACAACAAACCAAUAGCCGGAAAGUGUUUCCGCUGCAACCAACCAGGACACCGCUCCAACGAGUGUCCUGCACGUAAGUCUGUCAACCUGGUGGAUGGUGAUGAUCCAACUAAGGAGAGUGACGAUGAAUCAGAAGAGGACGGAGAGUUCGUUGAAGGGGAUGAAGGGGACUUGGUGAACUGUGUUAUCCAGAGGCUACUCUUGGCGCCGAAACAGGAAGAUCAUACUCAGAGGCAUGUUAUAUUCAAAACCCGCUGCACCGUCAAUCAAAAAGUUUGUAACUUGAUCAUUGAUAGCGGGAGCUGUGAAAAUAUCGUAUCAAGGGCGUUGGUGUCCACCUUACAGCUGAAUACAGAGAAGCAUCCUAAACCUUAUAAAAUCAAUUGGAUCAAGAAGGGUGCCGAAACAAAAGUAACUUCCACCUGUCGUAUUCCAUUUUCAAUUGGUAAAUUCUAUAACGACGUUGUAGAUUGCGAUGUUGUGGAGAUGGAUGCCUGUCAUGUGUUACUUGGGAGGCCAUGGCAGUACGAUGUGGACGCCACGUAUAAGGGGCGCGACAAUACUUAUACAUUUUGGUGGCAUGAACGGAAAGUAGUGUUGCUGCCUACGGGAGAACGACCCCACGAUGCUACGGUGCAUGAGAAGAAAGCUAGUUUCCUCACCGUGUCAGAGGACCAGUUCUUAAUUGAUGCAAAAGAGAGUGGGAAAAUCUUGACGCUGGUUGUGAAAGGUAGAGCAGAGGAAGCAGUCUCUGAGUCAUCUCCACCUGUUCGGCAACUAUUAGAGGAAUUUUCAGAUAUUGCUCCGCAGGAGCUACCUGCCGGAUUACCCCCCCUGCGUGACAUCCAACACUGCAUUGAUCUGGUACCAGGCGUCAGCCUCCCCAAUCUGCCUCACUACCGUAUGAGUCCCAACGAGCACAAGAUCUUACAAGACCAGGUAGAGGACCUCAUACGAAAGGGACUCAUUCGAGAAAGCAUGAGCCCCUGCGCUGUCCCAGCGUUGCUUAUGCCAAAAAAAGACGGUAGCUGGAGGAUGUGCGUGGAUAGUCGCGCCAUCAAUAAGAUCACGGUAAAGUAUAGGUUUCCUAUACCACGACUGAAUGAUAUGUUAGAUAUGCUUGCAGGAUCGAAGGUCUUUUCGAAGCUCGACUUAAGAAGUGGUUACCACCAAAUAAGAGUUCGACCUGGAGAUGAGUGGAAGACAGCUUUCAAAACAAAGGAGGGACUAUACGAGUGGUUGGUCAUGCCUUUCGGUUUGUCGAAUGCACCUAGCACUUUCAUGAGAGUCAUGCACCAAACUCUCAAACCUUUCAUCGGCAAGUUCGUUGUCGUGUAUUUUGACGAUAUUCUCUUAUACAGUCAGGAUGAACGGCAACACAUGGAGCACUUGAGGGAAGUACUUUCGGUUUUGAGGGAAAAUAAGUUGUACAUCAAUUUGAAGAAAUGUAAUUUCCUAACCAGCAGGUUGUUAUUCCUUGGCUUCGUCGUUGGUGAGGAAGGGGUGCAUGUAGAUGAAGAAAAAGUCCGAACCAUCCGGGAGUGGCCCCGUCCAUCCACCAUUACCCAAGUCCGAAGUUUCCAUGGGCUAGCGACCUUCUAUCGGCGUUUUAUUAGAAACUUCAGCACCCUUGCUGCACCUAUCACGGAAUGUAUGAAGAAGGGGCAACUCCAUUGGGGUGAAGACCAGGACGUGAGUUUUGCUGCCAUUAAGGAGAAAUUGUCUACAGCCCCUGUUCUCGCACUACCCAGUUUUGAGAAGUUGUUUGAAGUGGAGUGCGACGCUUCCACCAUCGGUAUUGGGGCCGUUCUCUCACAAGAAGGCAGACCUGUUGAGUUUUUCAGUGAGAAGCUAAAUGAGGCACGACGCAAAUGGACUGUCUAUGAGCUAGAGUUUUAUGCAAUCAUUAGGGCGUUGAAACACUGGGAGCACUACCUAAUCCAACGUGAGUUCGUACUAUACAGUGAUCACCAUGCCCUGAAAUUUGUCAACAAUCAAAACCAUGUGAACCGAAUGCAUGCAAGGUGGGUUACAUUCAUACAAAAAUUUACCAUGGUCCUUAAGUACAAGUCUGGUCAGCACAACAAAGUUGCGGAUGCUCUCAGCCGACGAGGAGAGCUCUUGCUCACCCUACGGACUGAGAUCACUGGUUUUGAACAGCUUAAGGACCUCUAUGUGGAGGAUGAAGAUUUUGCAGAGGCAUGGAGGAGGUGUAAACUUAAGCAACCUGCGAUUGACUUCCACAUUCAAGAUGAGUACCUAUUUCGGGCAAUCAGCUUUGCAUACCACGGUCAUCGUUGCGUGAACACUUAG
Juglans microcarpa x Juglans regia is the source of this 3318-nucleotide messenger RNA. RefSeq lists its product as uncharacterized. The coding region runs from base 1 to 3318 and encodes 1105 amino acids. NCBI's taxonomy places the organism in Eukaryota, Viridiplantae, Streptophyta, Magnoliopsida, Fagales, Juglandaceae. Gene Ontology annotation, molecular function: nucleic acid binding; zinc ion binding. The record is from RefSeq and is a predicted model, not a curated record. The transcript has a single exon.